ACUGGUUGUAAGUACAACGACACUGAUAUAAAUAGGAAUACAAAGAUAUGCGACAUGAGUCGAAAACUGACAGAAAAUCGUCGAUGAUGCGUACAGCGGCAUUGUUUUUAUUUGCUGUUUUAUUGGUGUGUCUUGUGUAUAGUGUUGAUGUUAGUGGGGUGGCAAAAAGUAGUGUUAACUCUAUUUCAACGAACUCUGAUGAAAAUAUUAAAAAUCCCUCAUGGACAUACAUCUGCGAAGAUGUAUGCGUACGAAAAGAAUUCGACGAAAAUACCUCCGCAGAGAGAACUACCCUUCAAACAUGUAAUAUGUUAUGUGGAAAAUUACCGCUCUGGCCGAUACCGACCUCCACAAAAGUGACUAAUAAAAGUUUUUCAUCUUUCACCAAAAAUCGAAUAGUAAUCAAACUUAAUUGUCCAGAUCAAAUCAAAGACGACUUGAAACAAGCUACGAACAUAUUCAUGGAAAACUUACCAAUAACUGAUGGUUAUUUGGAGGAUUACGGAGACACUUUAAAAUUUAAUACCUAUAUAAACGUCAGCAAAGACGAAAAUAAGUUAAAAAUUUCCACUGAUGAAAGUUAUCGUCUAAUAGUUACAAAACUAGAAGACAAUAUUGAAGUUAAGAUUUUGGCCUCUUCAUAUUUUGGUGCUCGACAUGGACUAGAGACUUUAAGUCAGUUAAUUUGGUUGGAUGUAAAUAAAGAGAAGCUGAAUAUAAUCCAUGACGUAAAGAUCACCGACACACCGAAAUUUCCGUACAGGGGUCUCAUGGUAGACACUGCAAGAAACUACUUUGGAUUAGAUCAGCUAAAGAAAGUUUUAAAUGGCAUGGCUGCAACUAAGUUGAAUGUGUUCCAUCUUCACUUAACAGAUGCCUCUAGUUUUCCUGUUGUGUUGCCUAGAAAUGAGUUGUUUGCAAAAUAUGGAGCAUAUAGUCCAGAGAUGGUAUACAGAAGUGAAGACAUAAAAGAUUUGGUAGAGUAUGCUCGAAUAAGAGGAAUCAGAACAAUUUUAGAAGUAGAUGCACCCAGUCACGUAAACGAAAACCUGAAUAAAGUCAAAGACGGUUUGGUUAUAUGCGGAGAAGAUGCUCUCUUUAAUGGGCAUCUAAAUCCACAGAACAAUGAGUCACUGCAAGUACUUGAAGAAAUUUAUGAAGAUCUGUUAGACCUAGGAACGGAUACUGAGAUGUUCCACAUUGGCGGAGACGAGGUAAAUUUAACCUGCUGGAAACAAUUCGUAAAUGAUUCAUUAAGCACAAUGUCACUUUGGACUAACUUUACCAACAAAAUGUUUGACACAUUAAUAUCAGCCAACAAAUAUCGAGUACCUGAGCAUAUAAUUCUUUGGUCCAGCGAUUUAACGAGCAAGUACGUACAACAACUAGAGUACAAAGAGAACGUUGUAGUUCAGUAUUGGUAUGGGGCAAUUCUUCCAAUUUUGAUAAAUGGCAAUAAAGUAAUAUUUUCUACAGUAGGACGCUGGUACUUGGAUUGCGGCUAUGGGUCUUGGAAGACUGCUGGUGACAGUGGGGUGUGUGAUCCCUAUGCUACUUGGCAUACAUUUUACAAGUAUCAACCGUGGGCGGCUGAAUUUUCUGAGUACAAGAAUCAAGUUCUGGGAGGUGAAGCUUGUUUGUGGUCUGAAAUGGUUGAAGUUGACUCGUUAGAAACUAGGAUAUGGCCGAGGGCAGCUGCGAUGGCUGAGAGAUUAUGGAGUGAUCCCAUUAAUUUUAACAGAGAUGAUGUCUAUCAGAGGCUCGAUGUUCACAGGCAAAGACUGGAGAGCAGAGGAAUAAAAUCUGAGGCUAUUUGGCCGAGAUGGUGCUCUCAAAACCCUGGAAGGUGCUAGUGUCAUUUUAUUAAUAUAUUUAUUUAUACUGUCUACAAAUGAAAUAGAUUUUUAUUAUAU
Messenger RNA from Anoplophora glabripennis (Asian longhorned beetle), 1913 nucleotides. RefSeq names its product probable beta-hexosaminidase fdl (gene Nag3). The transcript has 3 exons. The record is from RefSeq and is a predicted model, not a curated record. Gene Ontology annotation, cellular component: membrane. Bases 48 to 1853 code for a protein of 601 amino acids. Gene Ontology annotation, molecular function: beta-N-acetylhexosaminidase activity. Gene Ontology annotation, biological process: glycosaminoglycan metabolic process; ganglioside catabolic process; carbohydrate metabolic process. NCBI's taxonomy places the organism in Eukaryota, Metazoa, Arthropoda, Insecta, Coleoptera, Cerambycidae.